Molecule: messenger RNA, 2771 nt
Organism: Pelodiscus sinensis (Chinese soft-shelled turtle)
Lineage: Eukaryota; Metazoa; Chordata; Testudines; Trionychidae
Gene: SOX30
Product: SRY-box transcription factor 30
Biological process (GO): regulation of transcription by RNA polymerase II
Cellular component (GO): nucleus
Molecular function (GO): sequence-specific double-stranded DNA binding; DNA-binding transcription factor activity, RNA polymerase II-specific
Source: RefSeq, a predicted model, not a curated record
CAAGGGAGGAGGGGAUAAGAAGAGAGGCAGCCUAGAGGAGAGCCAGAAAGAGGAGCUGGUGAAAGAGACUGGGGGGGACAGCAUGGCUUUGGGGACUGGGAAAGAAGGAAUAAUCAAGACAGAGCAGGCAGAGGCUGCUGGUGAGGACUGCAAGGGGCGGGAAGAAGCUGGAUCUUUCAGCGGCCAUGUUCAUACCAGCAAAGAUGCCCCAGCGGCUCAGCUGCCUGGUGGAUUUGGAGCGCAGCAUUCUCAAGACGUGAAGAUCCCACUGACGCUCCAUCCAGUACCCUCUGGGGCCAGGAUCCAGUUUCAGGGACCUCCGCCUUCUGAGCUGAUCCGAGUAACUAAAGUACCCCUUGCCCAAGUGCCCCUUAAAAUGCAAUCCUUACUGGAGCCUUCAGUCAAAAUUGAAACUAAGGAUGUGCCCCUCACAGUGCUGCCCUCUGAUGCAGGGAUACCAGAUACUCCAUUUAGCAAAGAUAGAAAUGGCCAUGUAAAGCGCCCAAUGAAUGCAUUUAUGGUGUGGGCAAGAAUUCACCGGCCAGCACUAGCCAAAGCUAACCCAGCUGCCAAUAAUGCAGAAAUCAGCGUCCAGCUUGGAUUAGAGUGGAACAAACUCACUGAAGAGCAAAAGAAGCCCUAUUACGAUGAAGCUCAAAAGAUUAAAGAAAAGCACAGAGAAGAAUUUCCUGGCUGGGUUUACCAACCACGACCAGGCAAAAGAAAGCGCUUCCCGUUGACUGUCUCCACUGUCUUUUCUGGCACCUCUCAGAACAUCAUCACUACAAACCCAACCACAAUUUAUCCUUUCCGAUCACCCACUUACUCCGUUGUCAUUCCAAGUGUGCAGAACAGUAUUGGACAUCCUGUCUGUGAAGCCCCUUCUACUAUCCAGCUUCCAGCUCCUUCCAUUCAACAUCCAGGUCCAAUUACACUUUUCCAGCCGAGUGUUGGAAGCACCACCCCAAUGGCUGUUCCAGCUCCAAAUCUGCCUCUUCACCCUGUAAUUCCACCACAGCGAUUUGCUGGACCUGUGCAGACAGAAGCUCAUCAUGUACCUUCCGGAUCAAAUUGUUCUGUAAAGAGACCUACCCCAGUUUGCAUUGAGAGCUCCAGCAGAAACCCAAGUAACGCCAACACCACUCACUCCAGAUUUCCUGUCUCUACCAGUCAACCCCCUAAGGAGUACUCAGGUGUUUCUACUUGUCCUAGAAGUGCACCAAUUCCCCAGGCUCCUCCCAUUCCUCACUCACAUCUCUAUCAACCUCCUCCCAUUGGUCAUCCAGCCACUCUCUUUGGAGCUCCUCCUCGAUUUUCGUUUCAUCACCCUUACUUCUUACCCGGACCCCAUUACUUCCCAUCAAGCACGUGUCCGUACAGCCGCCCUCCGUUUGGCUAUGGGAAUUUCCCGAGUUCCAUGCCCGAAUGCCUGGGCUUUUAUGAAGACCAGUAUCAAAAGCACGAGGCUAUGUUUUCUGCCCUGAAUAGAGACUAUCCUUUCAGGGAGUACCCCGAUGAGCGUGCACACAGUGAAGACUCCCGUAGCUGUGAGAGCCUAGAGGGAGUGUCUUAUUACAACAGCCACAGUGAGGAAGAAUAUUUAACUCCCAUGCCACAGUUAGAUAUUGGAGCCUUGGAGAACGUUUUCACGGCAACCCCAUCCACCCCCUCCAGCAUCCAGCAAGUCAAUGUGACUGACAGUGAUGAGGAAGAGGAGGGGAAAGUGUUGAGAGAUUUGUAAUUAUUAACCCAGAUGAUAACCAUCCCUAGGAGUAUUUUAAAAUAUUAAAUAAACGUUUCAGUCCAAGAAUAUCUUUUUAGUCAGUGUGUUCAAGGAGAAACCCAAAUCACCUUGGUGAUAACGGCAAAUUGUUGGAAGAACUCAGAUCAUCCUGUAGCAUUUCGGGAGGCCAGACAUGGAACUGGGGCUGUUACUGAAGUCGCUGGGUUUUCACCUGCUCACACAAGGCCUGGAUUUAGGUCUGGAGUCACAAGAGCAUUCCUCUUCAGGAAAGCAUUAAAACGUGCUUAGCUUUAGACCUGUGCUUAAGCGCUUUUCUGAAUAGGAACAUGCUUAAGUGCUGGCUGGAAUCAGGACCUUAGCUGUCUUUGUUCCAGGACUUGUGUUCAUUUUGGCAGCUUUACUUUAGGAAUUUUAGCAUGUGAAAUAAUUCUCUUCCCGUGUCACAGAUUCAUGAACAAAAUGUAAGGCUGGAUGCAAUAAAAUGCACUGACAGCUAAGGACUGGGGUCUGAAAUAAUUCCCCUAUGCUUUCAGAUUUGCCCUUUGGCUACCAUGAGAUGUUUAUUUAGCAACAUAAUUUAGUUUGUUUUUCUAUAUAAUCUGUAUUUUUGCUGAAAAUUGUUGUGUAAUACAUUGGCUAUGUAGGCUCCAGUUCUACCACCCCUACUCACAUUCAAUUGUAUCUUACUGUGCCAGAGUCGCAUUGGUUUAAAUGGGGACAGUUUGGACAGCAAGGUGCUAUUAGUGGGAGUGGGGGUGACAGAAUCUAGCCCCAUGAAAUAACUUAUACUAGUGGACUAUGAGUUGAUCCCUGAGUAUAGUUAAUAUUAAUAUUUAUACAGUAUAUAUUUUACAUUUGUUAGCUCGAAAAUGUGUCUCCACUGAACUGUAAGAGUAGAUGAGAUACAGAUUUUGAUUGCCAAAACUAGUAAUUCAUGUCACUAAACGAUUUUUUUCCUUUUCUUCCCAUUUCUUUCACGGGGUAUCCCGUUGUUCUGCUUCUGUUCUGUUUCAAUAAAGUCACAUGA